AAAACGACAACUACCCAGAAGCAAUAGAAGAAGAAGAAGCGGAAACCGGAAGUGUUGAGGCGGAAAGCGGAGAGAGAGAGACCGGCCUCAGUGACUGCUGUGUUUCAGAGAGAGUGUGUGUGUGUCGUUCGUUAUGGCUGCAGACGAGCAUCUCUCGGCCGAGGACUACGCCGCCGAGGCCAUGGCCGCAGACAUGGACCCCUGGAUCGUCUUCGACGCCCGCAAGACGCCCCGCGCCGAGUUCAGCGGCUGGCUGGAGUCCUACCGGCCCUCGCAGGUCAGCCGUCACGGGGACGGGGGCCCGGUGGGCUGGAUCGCGGUGCGGGGGCCCCAUGUCUCGGACGACUCCGGGGACGUGGAGGGGCUUCAGGACAGCUGGGAGACGCUGCUGGAGAGCGGCCGGAGCGUCAGCUUCCACAGCGUCCGCGAGCUAGCGCUCAAUCACGGCGUGCUGGACGGGAAGUGGCUGAUGCACCUGGACACGGGCUUCAAGGUGGACCGCGCCUGGGAGAGCAUCGCCCGAGCCGUCCUGGACGGGAAGAUGGACUCGGCCAAGGUCAGUCCCCGGGACCCGGGCUCCGACGGCCGGCACGUCAUCUGCGUCUACAACCAGGACUUCACGGACGAGGAGCAGGUGAUGCGCCUGGACGCCGCCAUCCGCCGCGCCGGGGUCAAGUGCGUGCUGCACUACAAGCCGGACGUCUACAGCUACCUGGGCAUCUACCGCAACAACCGCUGGAGGAUCUGCCCCACCAUCUACGAGAGCGCCUUCGACCUGGAGAGCGUCCCGCGCCGCUCGCACGUCCUCAACAAGGUCACCGACCGGGAGGUGACGUGAAGCUCCCCGGAAGAACCUUUAGAUUUUGUUCGUUUGUUCGUUUUGCCAAAUAAAUGCGGGGCGGCUGUUUCUCUGUGGGACGAAGCAGCCCCUCGGAGUGUGUG
Messenger RNA from Puntigrus tetrazona (Sumatra barb), 942 nucleotides. It is a transcript of the gene c7h11orf68, whose product is annotated as chromosome 7 C11orf68 homolog. The transcript has 2 exons. NCBI's taxonomy places the organism in Eukaryota, Metazoa, Chordata, Actinopteri, Cypriniformes, Cyprinidae. The coding region runs from base 134 to 838 and encodes 234 amino acids. The record is from RefSeq and is a predicted model, not a curated record.